AUGGAGGGGCGGCAGGGGCCCUAUGACCGCGUCCCCGUGGCGAUGUCAUCGCCCCCUUCAGACGUGUGCCCCUUUUGCCGCUGGCCCCUAGACCGCUGGGUGCAGAUCCGGCUCGGGAAGAAGCGGUGCCAUGUGCUGUGCCUGGCCCAGUCCUCCCAGUCCUCGAAGGAGAAGGCCGCGGCGCGGGAGCUCUUGGAGAGGAGCCCGGGCCUGGAGAAGAAGCGCCCCGCGGCGCGGAUCAGCGGGGAGGAGGAGAGGACGACACAAGCAGGUGCCAGUGGAAAGGCACCCGACUGGCCUUUUCAGAGUUUGCCACCGGCGCCCGUCGCGAUCUUCCAUUUGGAGGGAGUCCUGGAGAUUCGGAUCUCCUCCAGCGGCUUGACCAGCCUCCCGCCGGAGAUCGGACAGGCGAGGCAGCUGGAGACCCUUUGCCUCAUCUCCAACCACCUGUCCACGCUGCCAGCAGAGGUGGGCCGGCUUGCCAACUUAGUUCACCUCUACUUGAACGGCAACUUCAUCACGACCUUGCCGGAGGAAGUGUGUCGCCUGCCAGCUCUGACCGAGAUUUGCUUGGACGCGAACCUGCUGGAGCAGGUUCCGCCCUUCACCUCUGAGAAGCUCGUGUUGUACACGGCGCCUGCCAACAAACUCCUGGAGUUGGGCUUCAACCCCUCUUUGGAGCGGCUGGAGGUGCAUGGCAACCAGCUCAGGAGCUUGCAGGACUGGACGUGGAAGUCCUGCUGCAACCUGGUGACCUUGAAGGUCAUGGGCAAUCAGCUCACGGAGCUGCCUGAGGAGGCGCCGAGCAGCGCAGGGAUUCGAAUCGGAUCCGUGCCGAUUCCCAUGGCGGAUGGGAUGCUGCGGUCCCCGACCUUUCUGGUCGGGGCGGAGAGGCAGCGGAAGAACUUAGAUGAAUUCAAAAGGAGGGAGCAGCAGCUGGCAGAGGCCUACCACAAGAAUAAGCCGCUCUGCUUCAAUGCAUGUUCCUACCAGAAGACCCACCCUGUGAAAGCGCAGAAGGGCCACAAGGACGCAGAUGCGUGCUUGACGGUGCCUUUGGUGCUUGGAGUGGCGGACGGCGUGUCUCAAAUCGAGGACUUCGGGAUCGAUGCUUCCAUGCUCCCCAACGAACUGCUUCAGGUAGUGGAGCAGCUGGGCAUGCAUCAGCUGAUCCCUGGUGCAAAGCUGACACAGGCUGACACCUACCGCGGCCCAGUUUCGAUGCUUAGAAGAGCCUUCGAGGCUACAGAGAGCCUUGGCUCCCUGACGGUGGUCUUGGCGGUUAUGGACAACAGCACCCGCAUCCAUGGCAAGCUGCACCCGAUGAUCGCCAUCAUCACCGUGGGGGACUGCGAGCUCGUGGUGCUGCGCCGCGUCCAGGGCCAGCGGGCGCCGCUGGAGCUGGUCUGCCACACAGAGAUGCAGCGCAUCGACGGGCACGCGCAGACCCCUUUGCAGCUGGCGCGGGUGGACGACCGCAUUGACCCCAACUUCCACGAGGCGUUGACGAUCGAGGUGAUUGAGCGAGGCUCUGCCGUGCACUGCGUCUCGGCCUACGAGGGGGACAUUGUGAUCAUGGGCUCGGAUGGAGUCUUUGACAACUUGUUCCUGGAUGAGAUCCUGGAGAUGGCCAACGGAAUGCUACCAGCCCAGGGCUUCAACCAGAGCUACAGCAACGGGCCGCCGGGGUCGCACCCUGGCGCCUUCAGCGAAGCGCAGCUCAGGGCCUUGGCCACGCGGAUCGUGGAGGCCUGCCACGCCAAGACGCGGCCGGGGCCGGGGGGGCAGCUGCUGGAGGCGCCUAUCGGUCGGGGAGGCAAGAAGGACGACACCAGCUGCGUGGUGGCGGAGGUCACCGAAUGGACCCCGGACCUGGCACGGCUGUGGACGGACAAGGGCUACGGGAAAAGCAGUGGCAGCAUGUGGGACGGCAUGGGCUCCUUCGGCUCCAUGUUGUCCUCGUUUGUGAACCUGAACAGCUGCUGUGUGGCGUCCUACGACUCGGACGACGAGGACGUGAGGAGAGAGAGCAAAGGCACCCGCGCCUUCCAGGACAAGGACAUCACCCCGGCGGCGCCGGCACCGGGGCCGGGGCCGGGGCCGAACCCGAAUGGGGUGCCAGGUGCGGGGGGCCCAGGGCCCUGCAACGCACCGGGGCCGCAAGGGCCCGCUCCGUCCAACGGCAAGCUGGGAGCGCAGAAUCCCAAUCCAUAUGCCCAGUCCAUGCCGCCGCUUCAACCCAUGUCCAUGCCAAGCAUGCAAGGCAUGCAAGGCAUGCAGGCUAUGCCCUUGGAUGCCAGAAGUUUGCAGAUGCAGAUGCAGGACGCGCAGCAGAUGCAGCUGCAGUAUCAAGCGAGCCAAAUGCAAAGUAUGCAGCAAAUGCAGUACCCCGGCAAUGGCUACUAUCCUUACCAGAGCUCCAUGAGCCCGCCCAUGAGCCAGCCCAUGAGCCAGCCCAUGAGUCAGAUGAGCCAGAUGUACCCUCCAUCUGGCUGCGGCUUUGGAAGCUGCGGAGGUGGUGGGGGCUAUGGAGGUGGUGGGGGCUGUGGAGGCUGUGGGGGCUGUGGAGGCUGUGGAGGUUGUGGAGGUUGUGGUGCUUAUGGUGGGGGCUGCCGCUACAGCUGA
Molecule: messenger RNA, 2625 nt
Organism: Effrenium voratum
Lineage: Eukaryota; Dinophyceae; Suessiales; Symbiodiniaceae
Source: the annotation of a GenBank genome assembly